AUGCAUAUAAUAGCCAGACGAGCAGCGACAGGCUUCGGCUCUCCAGUCCUCGGCUCUCUGUGCACCAGCAGACACACCGGCAGCCGCAGGCUUUUUACCGUGAUGGCCGAGCUCUCGUCCGAACAAGUGGUAUUCAACAAGCCAAAGGUUGAGCUGCAUGUGCACCUCGAUGGAGCCAUCAGGGUGCAGACUAUUCUUGAUGUUGCCAAGAGACGCGGCAUCCCUCUGCCAGCAAAUACCGUGGAGGAGAUGACGCAGAUCAUUAUCGUCCAACAGCCUGCCACCCUCACCACGUUCCUGGGAAAGUUUGCUGAAUACAUGCACGUGGUUGCUGGAGACAGAGAGGCCAUAAAGAGGAUAGCCUAUGAAUUCGUUGAGGACAAAGCCAAGGAGGGAGUGAUUUAUGUGGAGGUCAGAUACAGCCCGCAUUUUCUGGCUAACACUAAAGUGGAUCCAAUACCGUGGAACCAGAAAGAAGGUGACCUGAGCCCAGACGAGGUGGUGCACCUGGUUAACGAGGGCCUCAGCGAGGGGGAGAGGGCCUUCAAUAUCAAAGCCAGGUCCAUUCUAUGCUGCAUGCGCCACAUGCCAAGCUGGUCCAUGGAUGUGGUGGAGCUGUGUAAGAAAUAUCACCAUGACGGUGUGGUUGCCAUCGAUCUGGCAGGCGAUGAAUCACUCAACUGUGAAGCCAAUCCAGAGCACAGGAAUGCUUAUGAGGAAGCGGUGCGCUGUGGGAUCCACAGGACAGUUCACGCAGGAGAAGUGGGCCCCCCGUCCGUAGUGAAGGAGGCGGUAGAAGUGCUGAAAGCUGAACGGGUUGGACACGGUUACAGAACCCUGGAAGACCAAGUUCUGUACAAAAACCUGCUGGCUCAGAACAUGCACUUUGAGGUGUGUCCUGUUUCCAGUAAGCUGACAGGUGCCUGUGACCCAGACUUCACCAAGCAUCCGGUCAUCACGUUCAGGAAGGACAAAGCGAACUACUCCCUGAAUACAGACGACCCACUGAUCUUCAACUCAACCCUGCACCUCGACUACAGCACGGCGCACAAAUACAUGGGAUUCACAGAGGAGGAAUUCAAACGACUGAACAUCAGUUCUGCAAAGUCAUGCUUCCUGCCUGAGACGGAGAAGAAAGAGCUCGUCCACAGACUGUACGAGGCGUAUGGGAUGGUCAGGUCGACUGCCUUUUAAACCUGAUGAAGAAGUCUGAGGAGGAAGCGGGACCUAACCCAGGGACAAACCUUUAUCUCACCCACCUGACACAGCGGAAUGUCUUUUCCUAAUUUGUAACCAGACAUAAAACCUACAGAAUAGUAUUUGAAAUAUGCCGUUUAUCAUAUGGCUGCUGCCUUCACCUCACAUAUUUGUACAUCAUCUUGUCAGUAUUCCAUCCAAGUACUUGGAUACCUUUUAAUACUUUAGUUCACAGCUCAGUUUCCAGAGGAUGUCAUGGUGCUUUGCAAGGUGUUAAAAAUACGGGCAAGCAAAUUGUUUUUGUGUUUAUAUGAAACCUCUGGAUACAUUCUUCAUCUUGCGUUUACAUCCUGUUAUGAACAGAAUCAGGAAAGCUGUUGAUGCACAAUGACUCAGUUUGAACACUUUGUCAGCAUGUAACGGAGGGGAAAGGAUUGAAGAUUUGCUACUUACGGGGUAAAUAUGGCGUACUGUGAAUAUCCAUAGUUUUGUUUAAGGGAGGAGUAAUUGAAUCAAGUGUCAGAAACACGUGCUUUCUGCCUUAAACACGUAACAAAAGGUUAAACGGCUCAAUACCAAAAGUGUAGUCUCACAUUAAUACACCAGGGGGCGCACUACAGUCACCUAAAUGGACAAACCACAGUGUACCGACUGGGCAUUAUUACUCAAUUCUUUUGAACUAUAUAUUUAUUUAAAACAUUGCAUUUCCAUUUCACUACCUAAAAAGAGCACUUCCAGUUAUACACAUUUAUGGCAGUUAUGAAAGGUAUCUUUCAACAUAAUAAAGGCUAUAAUGAAA
This is a messenger RNA of Anarrhichthys ocellatus (wolf-eel), 1996 nucleotides long. RefSeq names its product adenosine deaminase (gene ada). Lineage: Eukaryota; Metazoa; Chordata; Actinopteri; Perciformes; Anarhichadidae. The transcript is spliced from 11 exons. Gene Ontology annotation, cellular component: external side of plasma membrane; cytosol. The coding region runs from base 1 to 1194 and encodes 397 amino acids. Gene Ontology annotation, molecular function: adenosine deaminase activity. Gene Ontology annotation, biological process: adenosine catabolic process; T cell activation; purine ribonucleoside monophosphate biosynthetic process. The record is from RefSeq and is a predicted model, not a curated record.